Psammomys obesus (fat sand rat) is the source of this 1564-nucleotide messenger RNA. It is a transcript of the gene Gabrg3, whose product is annotated as gamma-aminobutyric acid type A receptor subunit gamma3. Gene Ontology annotation, biological process: regulation of postsynaptic membrane potential; gamma-aminobutyric acid signaling pathway; chloride transport. The record is from RefSeq and is a predicted model, not a curated record. Lineage: Eukaryota; Metazoa; Chordata; Mammalia; Rodentia; Muridae. Gene Ontology annotation, cellular component: synapse; dendrite membrane; neuron projection. Gene Ontology annotation, molecular function: GABA-gated chloride ion channel activity; transmitter-gated monoatomic ion channel activity involved in regulation of postsynaptic membrane potential; GABA-A receptor activity. The coding region runs from base 161 to 1564 and encodes 467 amino acids. The transcript is spliced from 10 exons.
CGGAGGCGCGCCGCUGGGAGCAGACACCUGUCCGUCCCCGCCCGCCGAACCCGAGGCGCUGCAGCCCGUGGCAGCCUAGGCACCGGAGCCGGUGGAGAUCAGGCCCGCGUUCACGGAAAGUCCAGCUUAGCAGAGGCCUCGGACCCGAGCUCGGAGCGCCAUGGCUGCGAAGCUGCUGCUUCUCCUCUGCCUAUUCUCGGGCUUGCACGCUCGGUCCAGGAGGGUGGAAGAGGAUGAGAAUGAAGAGUCCCCAUCAAACCAGAAAUGGGUCUUGGCACCCAAAUCACAAGAUACUGAUGUGACACUGAUUCUCAAUAAACUGCUGAGAGAAUAUGACAAAAAGCUGAGACCGGACAUUGGAAUAAAACCAACUGUGAUCGAUGUGGACAUUUAUGUUAACAGCAUUGGUCCUGUGUCAUCCAUAAACAUGGAAUACCAAAUUGAUAUAUUUUUUGCUCAAACCUGGACAGACAGUCGCCUUCGAUUUAACAGCACAAUGAAAAUACUAACUCUAAACAGCAACAUGGUGGGCUUGAUAUGGAUCCCAGACACCAUCUUUCGAAACUCAAAAACAGCAGAGGCUCACUGGAUUACCACACCCAACCAGCUCCUCAGAAUCUGGAAUGAUGGGAAAAUCCUUUACACAUUAAGGCUCACCAUCAAUGCAGAGUGCCAGUUGCAACUGCAUAACUUCCCUAUGGAUGCACAUGCAUGCCCUCUGACCUUCUCCAGCUAUGGCUACCCCAAAGAAGAAAUGAUUUAUCGUUGGAGGAAAAAUUCAGUUGAGGCAGCUGAUCAGAAAUCAUGGCGGCUCUAUCAGUUUGACUUCAUGGGCCUCCGAAACACUACAGAAAUCGUGACAACAUCUGCAGGUGAUUAUGUUGUCAUGACUAUCUACUUCGAACUGAGCAGGAGAAUGGGAUACUUCACUAUCCAGACAUAUAUUCCCUGCAUCCUCACUGUGGUUCUGUCCUGGGUUUCAUUUUGGAUCAAAAAAGAUGCGACACCAGCAAGAACAACAUUAGGCAUCACCACAGUGCUAACCAUGACCACACUCAGUACCAUUGCCAGGAAGUCCCUGCCUCGGGUGUCCUAUGUGACUGCCAUGGACCUCUUUGUGACAGUGUGCUUCUUGUUUGUCUUUGCCGCACUGAUGGAGUAUGCCACUCUCAACUAUUACUCAAGCUGUCGAAAGCCAACAGUCAGGAAGAAGAAGACAUCGUUAUUACAUCCAGAUUCCACCAGAUGGAUUCCUGAUCGAAUAAGCCUACAAGCACCCUCUAAUUAUUCUCUCCUGGAUAUGAGGCCCCCACCACCUGUGAUGAUCACAUUAAACAAUUCCAUGUACUGGCAGGAAUUUGAGGACACCUGUGUCUAUGAGUGUCUGGAUGGCAAAGACUGCCAGAGCUUCUUCUGCUGCUAUGAGGAGUGCAAGUCAGGCUCUUGGAGGAGAGGCCGCAUCCACAUUGAUGUCUCUGAGCUGGACUCGUACUCCCGCGUCUUCUUCCCGACGUCCUUCCUGCUGUUCAACCUGGUCUAUUGGGUUGGAUACCUAUAUCUUUAA